Molecule: messenger RNA, 1279 nt
Organism: Sesamum indicum (sesame)
Lineage: Eukaryota; Viridiplantae; Streptophyta; Magnoliopsida; Lamiales; Pedaliaceae
Gene: PDE191
Product: Mitochondrial transcription termination factor family protein
Biological process (GO): regulation of DNA-templated transcription
Molecular function (GO): double-stranded DNA binding
Source: RefSeq, a predicted model, not a curated record
GAAAAUGAUAAAAAGUGAAAAAAGGGCAGAGAGAGAGAGAGAGAGAGAGAGAGAGAGCGCAACAGGCUUUUACUCUUCUCUCAACUGCAGCCAAUCCAUCCACGGGCCACCAGUUUGGAGAGCAGCUCUUGCUCAUCGGCAGGAGAUAUGGAAACAAGUUGCCAGGGUAAUGGCAUUAUGUGGUUCUUUAAAGACAGAGGUUUUGAUGAUAAAAGCAUUCAUGAAAUGUCCAGGAAGUGCAAGCGGCUUGAGGGUAUGGACAGGGAAAAAGCCUCAGAAAAUUGGGAGUACUUGAAAAGCAUAGGAAUACAAGAGAGGAAACUUCCUAUUGUGGUCGGGAAGUGUCCCAAAAUACUAACUCUUGACUUGCAUGAUAAACUUGUUCCAAUGGUUCAAUGCCUUAGAGCAUUGGAGACAAAACCAAAGGAGGUAGCAUCUGCUAUAACAAAAUUCCCGCAGAUACUCUUGCACAGUUUGGAAGAGAAGCUGGCACCACUCCUUGCAUUUUUUGAAGCUCUUGGUGCUCCCGAAAAGCAACUUGGCAAAAUGAUACUGUUAAACCCUAGAAUCAUUAGUUAUAGCAUUGAAUCCAAGCUUUCGCAGACAGUGGAUUUUCUCUUCAGCCUGGGUCUGUCCAAAGAUGGGAUGAUUGGUAAAGUUCUGGUCAAACAUCCUCUCAUUAUGGGUUACAGUGUUGAUAAACGGCUGCGUCCAACUUCUGAGUUUCUGAGGUCGUUAGGUCUAACAGGGCCUCAGCUCCAAAGAGUAGCAACAACUUUCCCGGAAGUUCUAUGUCGGGAUCCCAACAAAAUUCUAAGGCCUAAUGCUAUGUAUCUAAAAUCAUGUGGGUUUGAUUCAAGCCAGAUAGCAGCACUGGUAGCCGGUUAUCCUCCAGUUCUGAUCAAGAGUGUAAGUAAUUCUUUGGGACCAAGGAUCAAGUUUUUGGAACAGGGGAUGGGAAGGCAAAUCCAAGAAGUUGCUGAGUAUCCAGACUUCUUUAGGCAUGGGUUGAAGAAAAGGUUAGAGGCAAGGCAAAAACUUUUGAAACAAAAGCACGUAGAAUGUAGCUUGAGCGAAAUGUUGGACUGUAACCAGAAGAAAUUUCUACUGAAAUUUGGUUUAGUCGAGCAACUUGUUUGAGGAACUUUUAUCUUUCUUAUGUUGCUCAAGUUUAAUAGUUUUGUCCUAGAUAUGAUUGUAAUGUAUUCUUCCACAUUAAGUUCAAUGAGAGAGAAACCGUUAGGCAUAAAAUUACGACAUGCUGCAAUUGCCUCGUCAA